AGGGAGGGCGAGAGAGAGAGAGAGAGAGCAAGAGAAGGGAGGGUGAUAGAGAGAGAGAGAGGGAGAGAGAGAGCGAGCGAGAGAAGGGAGGGCAAGAGAGAGAGAGUGCGAGAGAAGGCAGGGCGAGAGAGUUCAAGGCGACACACACAUGCACACAGAGGCUGUGUGUGUCGCUGCCUUGCGCAGCCCUGCUUGCCUUCCUCCAGCAAAAAUGGCAGCAGCUCCAACGCACGCACGCACGCACUUCAAGCAGUGCGCAGUGAAAGCUUAGCUUAGCUCCUUUUAGCCUAGCCUAGCCUCAGCUCGCCGACUCUGUCCGUCAACAUGGAGGAGGAGGAGGACGCGGGCGCCGACCCCUAUUUACCUUACGACGGGGGAGGGGACACCAUCCCCCUGCGCGAGAUCCCGAGACGAGGCUCCAACUAUGCCAUGACGAACGGGGGCGGCGCGCCCAGCAGCUCUACCCACCUGCUGGACUUCUUGGAGGAGCCCAUCCCCGGCGUGGGCACCUACGACGACUUCCACACCAUCGACUGGGUGCGCGAGAAGUGCAAGGACCGCGAACGGCACCGCAAGAUCAACAGUAAGAAGAAGGAGUCGGCGUGGGAGUUCACCAAGAGUCUGUACGACGCCUGGUCCGGAUGGCUGGUUGUGACGCUCACCGGCUUAGCUUCGGGCGCCUUGGCCGGCCUGAUCGACAUCGCCGCCGACUGGAUGAACGACCUGAAGGAGGGCGUGUGCCUGAGCGCCAUGUGGUUCAACCACGAGCAGUGCUGCUGGACGUCCAACGAGACCACCUUUGCCGAGCGGGACAAGUGCCCCCAGUGGAAGAGCUGGGCCGAGCUCAUCCUGGGCCAGGCCGAGGGUCCGGGCUCCUACAUCAUGAACUACUUCAUGUACAUCUACUGGGCGCUGUCUUUCGCUUUCCUGGCCGUGUGUCUGGUCAAAGUGUUUGCGCCGUACGCCUGCGGAUCGGGGAUCCCGGAGAUCAAGACCAUCCUGAGCGGGUUCAUCAUCAGGGGCUACCUGGGCAAGUGGACCCUGUUGAUCAAGACCAUCACUUUGGUGCUGGCCGUGGCGUCUGGCCUGAGUCUAGGGAAGGAGGGCCCGCUGGUCCACGUGGCUUGCUGCUGCGGGAACAUCUUCUCUUACCUCUUCCCCAAGUACAGCAAGAACGAGGCCAAGAAGCGAGAGGUCCUGUCGGCGGCGUCGGCGGCCGGCGUGUCGGUGGCGUUCGGGGCUCCCAUCGGCGGCGUUCUCUUCAGCCUGGAAGAGGUGAGCUACUACUUCCCGCUCAAGACACUGUGGCGCUCCUUUUUCGCCGCCCUGGUGGCCGCCUUUGUCCUGCGCUCCAUUAACCCCUUUGGGAACAGCCGCCUGGUGCUGUUCUACGUGGAGUACCACACACCCUGGUACCUGUUUGAGCUUAUCCCCUUCAUCCUCCUGGGAGUUUUCGGAGGCCUGUGGGGCGCCUUCUUCAUCCGAGCCAACAUUGCUUGGUGUCGGCGGCGCAAGUCGACCCGCUCAGGUAAGUACCCGGUUUUGGAGGUGAUCCUGGUGGCGGCGAUCACGGCCGUGGUGGCGUUCCCCAACCCGUACACCCGCCAGAACACCAGCGAGCUGAUCAAGGAGCUCUUCACCGACUGCGGCCCGCUGGAGUCGUCGCAGCUCUGCCAGUACCGCAGCCAGAUGAACGGCAGCAAGGCCUUUACGGAGAACCCCAACCGGCCCGCCGGGGCCGGCGUCUACGCCGCCAUGUGGCAGCUCUGCCUGGCGCUCAUCUUUAAAAUCAUCAUGACCAUCUUCACCUUCGGCCUCAAGGUUCCAUCAGGCUUGUUCAUUCCCAGCAUGGCCAUCGGCGCCAUCGCGGGGCGGAUCGUCGGCAUUGCCGUGGAGCAGCUGGCCUACUACCACCACGACUGGUUCCUCUUCAAGGAGUGGUGCGAGGUUGGCGCCGAUUGCAUCACGCCGGGACUCUACGCCAUGGUCGGGGCCGCCGCCUGCCUGGGCGGGGUGACCCGCAUGACCGUCUCCUUGGUGGUCAUCGUCUUUGAGCUGACGGGCGGCCUGGAGUACAUCGUGCCCCUCAUGGCCGCCGUCAUGACGAGCAAAUGGGUGGGCGACGCUUUUGGGCGAGAGGGCAUCUACGAGUCCCACAUCCGUCUCAACGGCUACCCCUUCCUGGACGCCAAGGAGGAGUUCACGCACACCACGCUGGCCAGGGAGGUGAUGCGGCCGCGCCGCUGCGACCCGCCGCUGGCCGUGCUGACGCAGGACGACCUGACCGUGGAGGACCUGCAGGCCGUCAUCAACGAAACCAGUUACAACGGUUUCCCCGUCAUCGUGUCCAAGGAGUCCCAGAGGCUGGUGGGCUUCGCCCUGCGCAGGGACAUCACCAUCGCUAUAGAGAACGCUCGGCGCAAGCAGGAGGGCAUCAUGUUGAACUCCAGGGUGUACUUCACCCAGCACGCCCCCACCCUGCCCGCCGACAGCCCCCGGCCCCUCAAGCUGCGCUCCAUCCUCGACAUGAGCCCCUUCACCGUCACCGACCACAUGCCCAUGGAGAUUGUGGUGGACAUCUUCAGGAAGCUGGGCCUGCGCCAGUGCCUGGUCACGCACAACGGGAUUGUGUUGGGCAUCAUCACAAAGAAGAAUAUAUUAGAGCAUCUGGAGGAGCUCAAGCAGCACACGGAGGCCCCGGCGGCUUCUUGGCAUCGUCACAAAAAAGGAUAUCCUGCGUCACAUGGCUCAAAUGGCAAAUCAAGAUCCCGAGUCCAUCAUGUUCAACUGAUCCAAUCGUUUCAGGACGACGAGGACGAGGAAGCAGUUUGCCUCCUGGAUGACACCUACCGUUGACCUACGAGCCUCGUUUGCCCGCAUUUUCCCCCCUUUUUUUUUUUUUUGCACUCCAUCCGCUUGCGUUGAUUGACUGCCGAUGAGGUUUGUGACUCACUUUACUAAAAGUGAUCUGAAUUGUCGCUUCCUCCAGAAUGAAGAACUUGGCAGGAGUUCCACACGGCGCUGUCUGGUGUGCAAUAUCUUUUAGUUCACUAAUCCUUCCAUCAUUGUGAAGUCAGAAAAAAAAAAAAAACCUGAAUUUUGUGCGAUUGACUUUCCACUCGUGCUACUUUUGCCGUCACUUUAACUGGAAAGAGGGUCAAACGUGAUCCUCGAUGAAUGGAUGAACUUUUCACAGCUAAUCAGCUGAGCCAUGAGCCGGGAAUGAUUUUGUCACAACCAAAUGUGGAAAAAGAAACACGCGCCUUUGUGCUCCCUUCCUCCCCACAAACCAAUCGAAGGUAUCGGCGCACGUGGCCGUUUCCGUCCGUCCGUCCGUCCUUUCCGUCCCGCUGAGGAACGCGUCGCCCACAUCUCGGUUUCUUAAUUUAUGAAGUUGUGCAAUGUUGUGAUCUUUGCUUUCUUUGAUUGUACAUUUGAAACAUGAAGGGUCAUUAAAUUUGGAUUGAAAUUUCAA
Molecule: messenger RNA, 3475 nt
Organism: Syngnathus typhle (broad-nosed pipefish)
Lineage: Eukaryota; Metazoa; Chordata; Actinopteri; Syngnathiformes; Syngnathidae
Gene: clcn3
Product: chloride channel 3
Exons: 14
Coding region: 325-2856 (843 amino acids)
Biological process (GO): chloride transport; transmembrane transport
Cellular component (GO): membrane; Golgi apparatus; synaptic vesicle
Molecular function (GO): voltage-gated chloride channel activity
Source: RefSeq, a predicted model, not a curated record